Molecule: messenger RNA, 1107 nt
Organism: Nanorana parkeri
Lineage: Eukaryota; Metazoa; Chordata; Amphibia; Anura; Dicroglossidae
Gene: ALX1
Product: ALX homeobox 1
Exons: 4
Coding region: 54-1043 (329 amino acids)
Biological process (GO): embryonic skeletal system morphogenesis; negative regulation of DNA-templated transcription; positive regulation of transcription by RNA polymerase II
Molecular function (GO): DNA-binding transcription activator activity, RNA polymerase II-specific; RNA polymerase II transcription regulatory region sequence-specific DNA binding
Source: RefSeq, a predicted model, not a curated record
CAGCAGCUCCAACACAGCUCUGUCACCACGGGACCCUUACACAAGCAGCCUACAUGAUUAUGGAUUUUCUCAGUGAUAAGUUUGCCCUGAAGAGCCAGCCCGUUAAAAACAGCGACUUCUACAUGGGAGCGGGGGGCACAUUGGAGCACGUUAUGGAAAGCUUGGACAAUGAGCCCUUUUACAGUAAGAACCCGGGCAAUAAGUGUGCUGUACAGGCCUUCAAUGCCAUCCAGAGGAAUGAGCACCAUGUGAGGAUAGACAGGAGCUCUCCCUGCCAAGACAGCAAUGUGAACUAUGGCAUCACCAAAGUGGAGGGCCAGCCUCUUCACACGGAGCUCAGCAGACCCCUGGAAACCUGCUGCAGCAUGCGAGUGUCUCCAGUGAAGGCAAUGCAGGACAAAGGGGAGCUGGACGAGCUGGCCGACAAAUGUGACAGCAAUGUGUCCAGCAGUAAGAAGAGGAGGCACCGCACCACCUUCACCAGCCUGCAGCUGGAGGAGCUCGAGAAGGUUUUCCAGAAGACCCAUUACCCUGAUGUCUAUGUCAGGGAACAGCUAGCCCUGAGGACCGAGCUGACUGAGGCCAGAGUACAGGUUUGGUUCCAAAACCGCAGAGCUAAGUGGAGAAAGAGAGAACGUUAUGGUCAGAUACAACAAGCCAAAAGCCACUUUGCUGCCACUUAUGAUAUCUCUGUCCUGCCCAGGAGUGAAAGCUACCCACAGAUUCAGAACAACUUGUGGACGGGGAAUCCAACUGGAGGAUCUGUGGUGACGUCCUGUAUGCUGCCUCGAGAACCUUCUUCUUGUAUGUCCCCUUAUUCUCACUCUCCUCGUACAGAUUCUUCAUAUGCCAGCUUCACAAAUCACCAGAAUCAGUUCAGUCAUAUGCCACUUAACAAUUUCUUCACUGAAUCAUUAUUAUCAGGAUCUACAAAUGGACAUUCCUUUGAACCUAAACCUGAGUUUGAAAGGCGGUCAUCCAGUAUUGCCGUUCUCCGAAUGAAAGCUAAAGAACACACAGCCAAUAUUUCAUGGGCUAUGUAAAUUUGACUGUUCCUUAACAAUUCAAGUGGAUACACUAUAUUUUGUAAUAUUUAACAAUGUAUAA